GCGUCAGUAGCACGACAUUCGUCGAGUGAAUAGUAUCGUUAUUUUUCGUUCGGUGUCCAAUAUAUAUUUAACGUUCUUGUUCUAGUUCUCUAUAAAUAUAUAGUUUGUGUAUUAAGAAUAUAGCUAUAAACUUUACCGAUUGCAACUUCAAUGAGAAAGUAGUUCAAAUUUUCGAUAGAAGAAACGACAAAUGACAAGACGAUUUUUCUUUCGCUUCGUUAAAAUUGGUCAGGUUCACCUAGUGUCACAUCGCCGUCUUACAGUGAGUCGGAUAAAAUUCACGACGAUCAGAAAGAAGGAACGUGGCUCUUCGGAACUCGUGAUACGCCAGUGAUCGUUGGAAAUCCCACCGAUUCCUUCGUUUACGUCCGUGUCGUUCGCGUUUUACCUUCACUACCUUUCACGGUCACGUGGUCGAGACAUUAGGCGACCUGUUAGAGAAAACAGCGAUUGUCUCCGCGCCAAAUUGCAGGAAUCCCAGGAGUGGCGAGUGGUCUCGCGGCUCAAAAUCGGGAAACGUCGUGGCGUGAUAAUAUCAUCGUCGAGCACGAUGGCUUGCGAAUUCUUUAAGGGGCUAACACUUUUCCUGUCGUAUGCAAUACUGGCAGCAGUUUUAGGAAUGUUGCAGUUUGGAUACAACACUGGGGUUAUUAACGCGCCGGAAGUGAACAUUGAAAAUUUCAUGAAAGAUGUGUACAAGGAUAGAUACGGGGAGGACAUUUCAGACGAUUACGUGAAGAGAUUGUAUUCCGUGGCCGUGAGCAUAUUUGCGAUUGGUGGUAUGCUAGGCGGUUUUAGCGGAGGGAUAAUUGCCAACAGAUUUGGCAGAAAGGGGGGCUUACUGCUAAACAACGUGCUGGGCAUCGUGGGGGGGUGCCUGAUGGGUUUUACAAAGAUGGCUCACUCGUAUGAAAUGUUAUUCUUUGGACGGUUCAUCAUCGGUGUCAAUUGUGGCUUAAACACCUCGUUGGUUCCCAUGUACAUAUCGGAGAUAGCACCACUGAACCUGAGAGGCGGCCUAGGCACGGUGAACCAGCUCGCUGUUACGGUGGGCCUCCUGGUCUCCCAGGUGCUGGGCAUCGAGCAAAUCCUUGGAACAGACGAGGGUUGGCCAGUUCUCUUAUUACUAGCUAUCUGCCCUGCCAUUCUACAGUUAUUGCUGCUUCCAGUUUGCCCCGAAUCUCCAAGAUAUUUGCUCAUUACUAAACAGUGGGAGGAGGAAGCCCGUAAAGCUUUGAGGAGGUUGAGAGCCAGUAACCAAGUGGAAGAAGACAUCGAAGAAAUGAGAGCCGAAGAACGAGCUCAACAAGCCGAGUCUAGAAUAUCGAUGACAGAGCUCAUAUGUAGCCCAACUUUGAGAGCACCUCUUAUCAUCGGUGUGGUUAUGCAACUUUCCCAACAGCUUUCAGGCAUUAACGCUGUAUUUUACUAUUCGACAAAUUUGUAUACUAGUUCUGGUUUGACAGAGGAGAGUGCCAAGUUUGCAACCAUUGGCAUAGGUUCCAUUAUGGUUGUUAUGACGUUAGUAUCCAUCCCUCUUAUGGAUAGGACAGGAAGACGUACAUUGCACUUAUACGGUCUUGGUGGCAUGUUUAUCUUUUCAAUAUUCAUCACAAUUUCUUUUCUCAUAAAGGAGUUUUUCGGUUAUGUGCAGGAAAUGAUUGACUGGAUGUCUUAUCUGUCGGUCGUCUCGACGCUCUUUUUCGUCGUAUUUUUUGCCGUGGGCCCCGGCUCCAUCCCGUGGAUGAUCACGGCCGAACUGUUCUCGCAAGGCCCCAGACCUGCGGCCAUGUCCAUCGCGGUCCUCGUCAAUUGGAUAGCUAAUUUUGUGGUUGGCAUCGGUUUUCCAAGUAUGAAGACUAGCCUUGAAAACUACACGUUCCUACCAUUCAGUGCAUUCCUAGCCAUCUUCUGGAUCUUCACGUACAAGCAGGUUCCUGAGACCAAGAAUAAAACAUUCGAAGAAAUUCUAGCUUUAUUCAGGCAUGGUAACGACAGGAGCAGCUUGCGGGACAGCAGACUUUAUGGGAGCAUGCUAAACUGUGUGAAUGCAUUAGAGGGACACAUACCGCCAGCAGAGAGUGCAGCCCUGAUGGUGGCCGAGGAGAAGCCACAUCCUGAUUCAUUUGUGUUUGCAGCUGGAUCAGAGCGAUCUUCCGACGCACCCGCUCAACCGGAGAGAUCACCGCCCCCGCUUCCCCCGCCACGCUUUCCGAACAGCGGUGUCUGACAAUGGGAAACAGCUCCUCUUAAUAUUGGUAAUCUAGUGAUCAUGAACGCGUCAAUUCCACUGCCGCUACUGCUCACCACCAACAGCCUCACAUUGGAAAAUCAACUGUACGAGAUCAUCACGGAGAGGAGCAAGGCCUGCGCGGCUUUCUUGCGGAACAGUUUACGUCGAGCAGUGAACGCAACCACUAUUGGUUUGAGUGUCACGGAGAAUUUUGAGAAUAAUGUAUCGUGCAAUCAUGCCUAAUUCAAUGAUUGAAUCACUUGUUGAUUAUAUUUGAAUACUGAAUAGAAUGAAGUCAAUUGCGAACGUUUCUUAGCGCGGCCUGAUUCAAUUCAGUAUGUUCGUAAUACGAACGUCGUAUGUAAGGUUAUCUUCACGAAUGAAUAUUUAAACAUAAGAAACGUUCUUAGUUUCGCAGAACUUAGCAAUUACAAUUUUCUGAACAAAUAGAAUAACAACAGUGUUGUAAACGAGUGGUUGUAAUGGCAAAAAGACUUGUUGAUGGUUUGCAGAUUUUUCGAUACGGUUUCGAUAGAUAAAUCACAAUUACAGCGUUCGAUAUGACACGCAAAUCUUUUUCGUGUCAAACCAAAAAUAAAAAAAAAAAAGAAAUGAAUUAAGAACGAGAAUCUUUGAGAAAAAAUCUAAUGAAAUGUUGCGAAAGUGAUUGUGCCUAGACAUAUGUUUGAAAAAAAGAUAAAAAAAAAAACAAAGAAAAUGCAUAAGAAGUUGAAUCGUGAUCAUUAAAAAGUAUGUGAACUUUGUGCGACAUCGAAGAAAAUAAUAGAACAUAUAAUUGCUAGAUGCGACGAAUCGUUUAACGAAACCCCAGAAGAAAAGAGGUGUAUAUCUAUAUACUUCACUUUUAUAUCGUUAAUUUCAUAGAAUUUAUUGAAAUUAUAUGUCAUUUUAUAUUAUUGUUAUCUUUAUAAGUCAUUGCACUGUACUAUGAUUGUGGAUUAUAUGUUUAUUGAUAAAUUGAAUUUAAUGAAUUUUAUGACUGAAGUUAGGAACAAAUUUCGAAUCUGGAAUCGACCAAAUUAUUAUUCAAUCAACAUUAAACUGAAAGAUAGAUUCAGUCUAUCGCUUUAACAAUCGCAAUGUUAAAGACGUUAAUUACGAUAACGUCAUUCUUAUAUGGUGCCUCAUAAAAACAAUAUUUACAACUCGUUUUAUCUUAUAAAAGUACGGGGACACAGUGCUACAAACGAAUGGGUGUUAGUUAUUACGAUCAGUAAGCUUUGAAUUAUGCGUAUACGCAAAUUUAUUUCGAUAGUGGAUUGUUUUAGGAUUUUAAAUAGAUAAAACUUAUACAAAUGUUUUAUAAAUUAAGAUUAAUAUUAAUACGAAAAUUAAAUUGCAAAUUAAACUUUAAUUAAGAGAUUUUAAAAAUGGCAAUUUUAAUAUUAGAUAUAUAAAUUUUGCACGAAAUGUCGAACCCUUUCGUUUGAACUAUAACGCUAUAAUACCUCGUACAUCUAGAGGCAUGCCUUUUCUUACUACCUUUUGUCAUUAAUGUUUUAAUAACACCAAAAUGCACGUCAUUUGAUGUUAUGUAAAUUCUUUGAGAAAAAUUUCCUUUAUAUGUAUAUAUAUGUACAUACUGUAUACUUCUACGAUACUUAUUACGUCGUUAUAUAAGAAAAUGUAUAAUAAUCCUAUACUAUUCGAUGUAGUAUAUUCAAUUCCCUAUUCAAAAUAGCGUUAUAUGAAAAUUAAUUCAUCAUUCGAGCGAUAUACUCAAUACCGAUACACAAACAACUGAUUACUUAAGGUGAAUAUUAAUCGAAUGCAUUAUAUAAUGUUUCAAGCUCUCUUUCUAUUGGAGAACUUCCUUCGUAAUUUCAUUUUUUAAAAGUUAUAUUGGAUAUUGAAAAAUAGAUUUUAUGCAAUGACGCAAUUUUUAAUUAAAAAAAAAAAAAUUAGAAUGUUAUUUAUACUAUUUCAGCUUUUUAUGAUAUUUUAUGCGUAUACAUUACAUUACAGAUUAAAAAGUCUAAAUGAAUUUAGAUUUUGAAUAAAUUACUUUUAGUUCUGAAAAUAGGUUCACAAAUAGAAUAAUAAAGUAACACUAAAGAAUAUACUGAUCGCGUUAGCUUAUAAAUAAAUUAAUCUCAAAUCGGUUUGCUAUUUAAAUUAUUGCGGUAUAAUCGCAACAUGAUAUCUAGAGUAGAAUAAAGAAAAAAUAAAUAAAUAACAUCGUGUGCGGUAUAAAUCGUAUAUUAUAAUUUAACGAGAAAAAAAAAA
This is a messenger RNA of Apis mellifera (honey bee), 4480 nucleotides long. RefSeq names its product glucose transporter type 1 (gene Glut1). NCBI's taxonomy places the organism in Eukaryota, Metazoa, Arthropoda, Insecta, Hymenoptera, Apidae. Gene Ontology annotation, biological process: monosaccharide transmembrane transport. Gene Ontology annotation, molecular function: hexose transmembrane transporter activity. The coding region runs from base 551 to 2230 and encodes 559 amino acids. The record is from RefSeq and is a predicted model, not a curated record. The transcript has 13 exons. Gene Ontology annotation, cellular component: membrane.